GGCGUGCGGGGUGGCGUGGAUGGUCUGCUAGCGUGCGCUGCGUUCCUCGACCGUCCGUUCUCCGGGACCGUUUCGUGCCAGCGGAGGCGGUGAGGGGUCGCCGUCGGUGCUUCAGCCCCUCUCUCUCUCUCUCCCCUUUGGGGUCUCGCUCGGGGCAGCGUCUGAAAGGGCUCCGCGCCCAGGUACCAGCUACUGACCAUGUCAUCAGACGGUCCGGAUUCUCACAUUACAGAGCAUAAACCUUUAGUAGACAAAGAAGAGGCGAUCACCCGUCUCCUGCCUGAUGUUUAUGAUGAGAUCCAAGAACAAGAUGUUGAGACAAUCCAUGGGUCAGUCCAUGUCACCAUGUGUGGAACUCGCCGGGGAAACAGACCUGCUAUUCUAACCUACCAUGACAUUGGGUUGAAUCACAAGACGUGUUUUAAUCCGCUCUUCAAUUUUGAGGACAUGCAGGAAAUCACACAGCACUUUGCAGUCUGCCAUGUGGAUGCCCCCGGACAGCAAGAUGGAGCAGCAUCUUUUCCACCUGGGUACAUGUAUCCUUCCAUGGAUCAACUAUCUGAGAUGCUCCCUGGAGUUCUAAAGCAAUUUGGACUGAAAAGUGUGAUAGGAAUGGGAACUGGAGCCGGGGCCUACAUUUUAACCCGAUUUGCUCUUAACUAUCCUGAUAUGGUGGAAGGACUCGUCCUUAUCAACGUCAAUCCAUGCGCCGAAGGGUGGAUGGACUGGGCCGCAACUAAGAUUUCUGGAUGGGCUCAUGCUUUACCAGAUAUGGUCAUUUCACAUCUUUUUGGCAAGGAAGAGAUUCACAGCAACCACGAUUUGAUCCAUACUUACCGCCAGCACAUCCUCAGUGACAUGAAUCAAAACAAUCUCCACCUGUUUGUCAACUCUUACAACAGUCGAAGAGAUCUAGACAUUGAACGUCCGGUUCCAGGAGUAAAUGUUGUUACUCUACAGUGUCCUGCUCUGUUGGUGGUUGGAGACAGCUCUCCUGCAGUUGAUGCUGUGGUGGACUGCAAUGCUAAACUUGACCCAACAAGGACGACCCUUCUAAAGAUGGCUGACUGUGGUGGUCUUCCUCAGGUUUCCCAGCCUGCCAAGCUCGCAGAAGCUUUCAAGUACUUCAUACAGGGAAUGGGAUACAUGCCUUCCGCAAGCAUGACCAGACUAAUGAGAUCCCGCACAGCUUCUGGUUCCAGUGUCACAUCUCUCGAAGGGAACAGGAGCCGAGCCCACACUGGGGAAGGUGUCCGGAGUCGGUCUCACACAGGCGAGGGAGCCAGAAGCAGGGCCCAAACCGGGGAAGGUGCCCGGAAUCGUCCUCCCGCAGACAUUGAGCUGACUCCUAAUUCUGCCAAGAACAGUGGACAGUCGAGCCCCAAGUCAAUGGAAGUGUCCUGUUAAAUGAGACAGGCCUAAGUCCAAAUCAAGAUCAAGCAGCCUUGUGCUGUGCAUUGCAAUAUUUAACCUAAGGUGUUCCACAUAACACACGACUCUCUGCCCCCCCCAAAAGUCCAUAGGGACCAAUAAAAACAGACAUCUCAGAUGCUCCCUUUCCCUAAUCCAGUUGGCUGUUCUGCUUUCCAAGUAGUUCUAGAUGGCUUCAACACUCAUCCAGUUAUUAAUCUAAUAUUUUUCUAAGAUCCAAGAUUGCAAUCUGUACUGUCACAUAGUGGUGGUGGGGGAUGUCUUUCUCAGAAACCAACUGAUCAAAGCCCACGUGUUAUCUCCUUACUCUCCUUUUACCCAGUUUUAAGAACAGGGCAGUAUUUUUCCAAUCUGAUUUUAAGGCCUCACUGUGGAAGGGGAGGUGGGAAAGAAAGGAAGAAAGAAAGAAAAAACCCACACAAUGGGAGGUUUUCAAAAACACUUCAGCCUCAGCUCUGACUGUACUUACUCUUCAAAGGCAUUUGGGUGACUGGCCUCAGGGAUAGCAUCCAAGCUCUUAAUUUGCUAUUCAAGGGCAUCAUUAAAAACAGGGAAUUUGACACAACUUAGAAGCAAAGCCCAUUGAAAUCUCUUUCAUGCAAAUCUGAGAACUUAGGCAACAGUAAUUAGCAGAGUGGUUCUUUUUAGGGUAAUUGAACCAGUUCGGAGUUGCAAGUUUUCCUGCUGGAUGUCUCCCCCCACCCCACACCUUCCCAAUAUUUGCUUACAGAGAGUUUGGGGCAGAAGUAACUUAAGACAGUGGAAAUGGUGUAUAUUGAUUACAAAGAACUAUCCGAUCAACCUCUAUCUUGGUCAAGCUCUUAAGGAUUUAGAAUUAGAAUUGGUGCUGGAGAAAUGUGCUCCACAAAUGUCGGAGGAGCAGGCAAGGCUCUAAUGGAGAUUUAGUUUGAUGAUUGUAAAAGUAGGGAGAUUACAUUGAUUCUACAAUUUAAAAGCUACUUUGCUGAUUUUGCAAAGCUGUACUGUGGGAAGCUGUGGGCUAGACAGCUCAACAGGUUUCUAGCAUAGAUGGGAAUUCUAGUUUUUAUAGAGAGAGAAUUAUAUCUAUUUUUCCACUGGCUUGAUCUGUUUGCUACAUCACAGAACUUAAUAUAGCUAAUGAAUUUUGGAUAUUGAGCAUUUACAGCAUUUAGCAUCUCUGGAGCUGAAUAUCUGAGGUCGUUCACGAGAACUGAUUUCUACUAUAGGUUAAUUGCCUGGUUUUUGUUUUCUUUUUUUUUUUUUUCUUCAAAUGA
Messenger RNA from Python bivittatus (Burmese python), 2687 nucleotides. RefSeq names its product N-myc downstream regulated 1 (gene NDRG1). NCBI's taxonomy places the organism in Eukaryota, Metazoa, Chordata, Lepidosauria, Squamata, Pythonidae. The record is from RefSeq and is a predicted model, not a curated record.